AUGGAUGUGCCCGAGCCCGAGCAGACGCCCUUCACUGCCGUCACGGCGCAGACUUCGAAGUUGACGCGCAAAUACCAAGCAUUGCUUGAUGCCUCGACUCCUUACGCCACGUACCGUUGGGUGGGAUCCGGCGUCCUACUCGCCCUCUUCUUCCUGCGCAUUGUACUUGCACAAGGGUGGUACAUCGUCGCAUACACGCUUGGCAUCUACCUCCUGAACUUGUUCCUCGCCUUCUUGACUCCCAAAUUUGACCCCUCCCUCACCCAAGAUGAAGGUCUGGAGGAUGGUGAUGCCGGCUCUCCCAGUCUCCCCACCAAGCGCGACGAGGAGUUCCGACCCUUCAUUCGUCGUCUGCCUGAGUUCAAGUUCUGGCACGCCGCUACCCGGGCCAUCACGAUUGGCUUCGUGUGCAGUUGGUUCUCCGUCUUUGAUAUCCCUGUCUUCUGGCCAGUCUUGGUCAUGUACUGGAUUAUCCUGUUCGUCUUGACUAUGCGCCGCCAAAUUCAGCACAUGAUCAAGUAUCGAUACGUGCCUUUCUCCUUUGGCAAGACUCGAUACGGCCGGUCCUAG
Molecule: messenger RNA, 570 nt
Organism: Penicillium diatomitis
Lineage: Eukaryota; Fungi; Ascomycota; Eurotiomycetes; Eurotiales; Aspergillaceae
Product: Rer1 family protein
Exons: 4
Coding region: 1-570 (189 amino acids)
Biological process (GO): retrograde vesicle-mediated transport, Golgi to endoplasmic reticulum; protein retention in ER lumen
Cellular component (GO): Golgi membrane
Source: RefSeq, a predicted model, not a curated record